AUGUCGCCUCCUAUUCUGCCAUACCGGGAUAUCAACCUGCACGCUUCAGCCUCGCAUUAUGCGUUCACCUCGCCGUCGUCGCCAGACUCGCCGACGCUGGUGGUAGAUCGUCCGACGGGGGACCUGCGGUUGAAUAAUGGCGUUCUGCCGGGUGCGAAACGCAUUUCCAGCAUUGCCGGGAUCCUUGGCAUCCUCAAGCUGAAACUGGACAAGUAUAUCGUGGUGAUCACCAAGGCGCAGCCGAUGGGGCGGCUCCGGGGCCAUAUGGUGUACAAGGUUGCAGGCACCGAGUUCCUUCCGCUGCGUGAACGGCCGCUGCACGAUACGGACGAAGACACCUACUUGGCGCUGGUUAAAGACCUCCUGCGCACGGGGCCGAUGUAUUUCUCGUACUCGCUCGACCUGACCAACAGCUUCCAGCGCCAAUCGCAGAGCGACAUGGCCCUCCCCCUGUGGCAGCGGGCGGACGACCGGUUCUUCUGGAAUCGUUUCCUCCAGUCCGACCUCAUUGAUUUCAGCCUCGGCGGACAUAAUACGGCGGCGGUGCGGUAUGGCCCACAGCCAGGGGCGGAUCCGUUUAUCCUGCCGGUGAUGUUUGGCAUGCUGCGCAUCACGCCGGCCAAGGUCAAGGGGACCUCGUUCACCUUCGCGCUCAUCACCCGGCGGUCAAGACACCGCGGCGGUACACGGUACUUUUCGCGGGGAAUCGACGAACAGGGGAAUGUUUCCAAUUACAAUGAGACGGAACAGGUUGUCAUCCUGAAUGACGCUGCUGGAGGUCUUGCAGGCUUUGCUGGGGGACAGAGUAUAACGCACGAAGGCAAGACCGGCAAAGACCUCCAGGUAAUGGCCUUUGUGCAGACCAGAGGCAGUGUCCCCGUGUACUGGACCGAAGUGAAUAAUCUGAAAUAUACCCCGAAACUCCAAGUCCGCGGGGUGGAGACGGCAGUGGACGCUUCGCGCAAACAUUUUGCAGAGCAGAUUCGGAUCUACGGAGAGAACUACCUGGUGAACCUGGUCAACCAGAAGGGCAGAGAAGAACGGGUCAAGAAUGCCUACGAACAACUGGUUCGCACACUGCUUACGGCGCCCACGGAAAACACUGAUGCAGAUGAGCAAACCAAUGAAAAGACCCAUUUGGUCGAUCCCAGCAAGCGGCAGAACGAGAUGGAUCGUCUCCACUACGUCUACUUUGACUUCCACAACGAAACGAAAGGUCUCAAAUGGCACCGUGCAGAGUUGCUCAUGGAUCGCUUGACGGAUGGGCUGAGCCGGGGCGGCUACUUCCGCGGUAUUGAAAGCCCUGGAGCCCCGGGGGGCCAGCUCGAUGCUCGCUCGGUCCAGUCAAGCGUUGUCCGGACCAACUGUAUGGACUGUCUGGAUCGCACCAAUGUCGUCCAGAGUAUGCUAGGCCGCUGGGCUGUCACUCGCCAACUGAUUGACGCCGGCGUCCUGCACCAAGGAGAAGCCGCCAGCGACGACGCCGACUUCGAGAACCUGUUCCGGAACAUCUGGGCAGACAAUGCCGACGUGGUCUCCAAGGCUUAUUCGGGUACGGGGGCCCUCAAGACGGACUUCACCCGCACAGGGAAGCGCACGCGUGUCGGCAUGCUGCAAGACCUGAACAACUCCAUUACUCGGUACCUGCGCAACAAUUUCCUGGACGGGCCCCGACAGGACGGAUUCGACGUGUUUCUCGGCACCUAUCUGCCGCCCGACUCGACGUUCGACACCUAUAAGCUGUUUGUCGACCGCCGCCCUCUGAUCAUCCAGGCCAUCCCGUACAUCUUUGCCGCCAGUCUUUUCAUGAUCUUUGUUGCCUCCUUCACGAGACGUCUGCCCGAUGCUGCCGUGUGGCCUCUCCGCCUGUUCGUCGUCUUCUGGCUGGUCGUUGGUGCCUGGUGUAUACGCUUCAUCAUCGAACACGGGAUGCUCUACGUAAAUUGGCCCAAGUUGAACACUCCUCCGGCUGGCUCUGAAGGUUAUCAAGAUGCACUCAUCAAGGCACGAACGGACCCGAUCAUUGGCAAGUGGCUCCCACUCCGACGACACCAGAGAGGAUACAGCAAUGCCCGGCUGGUCUUCCUGGAGGAAGGCAAGACAAGGAUUGAAUGAAUGUUCCGGAUUUUUGUUCGUAUUGUCUUGAGAUAUUCAUUCUUCUCGAGACAUUUCUUCUUAGACUCCUUUCCUCCUGACCGUCUUUUCGACUUUUUCUUUCAUAUUGCCAUUUACUAACCUUUCACUUGCCAACGCUUCUUCCGCCCUUUUCCCCCCAUUUUUUUUUUUUUAAUUCUUGAGACGCAUAUCUGUUUCUAAUCCCGCGUUGCAUUUGUGUACUAGAUAGAGUCAAUAGCAACCGUCUUGAUCAUUCAUUGCU
Messenger RNA from Penicilliopsis zonata CBS 506.65, 2377 nucleotides. RefSeq lists its product as hypothetical. Gene Ontology annotation, cellular component: endoplasmic reticulum. Bases 1 to 2115 code for a protein of 704 amino acids. The record is from RefSeq and is a predicted model, not a curated record. The transcript has 3 exons. Gene Ontology annotation, molecular function: phosphatidylinositol-4-phosphate phosphatase activity. Gene Ontology annotation, biological process: phosphatidylinositol dephosphorylation. Lineage: Eukaryota; Fungi; Ascomycota; Eurotiomycetes; Eurotiales; Aspergillaceae.